CCUGGUUAGGCGAAACGAAUAAUUAGAUCUUGAUAAACUCUACAUCUACAGCAUGGCUACCUCUCUAGAGCAAAUUUUGGCGCGGCUGCUUGAGUCUGAUAAUGAAAUAAUUCAAAAGGCAACCUUAGAAUUGAAAGAAGCUUUCAAAGAUCCCUCAACGAUACAGACAUUAUGUCAGAUACUUGGAACAUCGACACAGCCUCAGAUUCGACAGUAUGCUGCUGUUCUUUUAAGAAGAAAAAUACACAAGACCAAGCAGUGGGCUAGCUUGGAUACUGGACUCAAAGAAAACAUUAGAGGCAAUAUAUUACAACUGCUUAUACAAGAGACUGACCAACGGGCCAGGGCAGCCAUUGCUCAGAUUGUUGGUGUAAUUGCUCGUCUAGAAACUCCAACCAACAACUGGCCUGCACUUUUUGAAUUCCUUGUAACUUAUACGAAAGACCAAGAUUCAGUUAAAAGAGAGAUCGGGAUGUAUGUCCUGUCUGUAGUCACGUCAAUAGCUGCAGAACAGUUGAAACCUCACAUGGUUUCUCUUCUGACACUAUUAACAGAGACACUCAAUGACAGGGUGAAUCUUGAAGUCUGCUAUCUCUCUAUAAAAGCCAUGACAGACCUGGUGUUUUACAUUGGAGAUGCGGAAAUGAAAUACAUACAGAAUGUAGUACCUCGGGUGCUGGAGGUUGUGCAAUCUUUGGCUGCAGUGGAUGAGGAUAAAGCUUGUGUGGCUUUAGAAUUUUUUGAUGAGCUUUUGGAGUCAGAAGUGGCAAUCAUUGUGCCACAUUUAAAACCUUUAGUUCAGUACUGUCUCCAGAUUGCCAAGAACAAAGAUUAUUCUGAUGCAUUAAGGGUCAAGGCCAUGUCUUUUGUUUCUUCACUUGUGAGGUUAAAGAAAAAGACUGUACUUAAACAUCAUCUGGUUGACCCAAUUCUUCAAGUUUUGAUACCUAUCAUCUGUGAUGAAGAUGAGGAGGAUGAAGAUGAUGACGAGGAAGUGGAAGCUCACAGUCCAGCGCAGUAUGCUGUGCAGGUGGUGGAUACAAUGGCUCUUCACUUGCCAGCUGAGAAAUUUUUAAACAAAGUGACUCCUAUGGUUGAAGCAUGUUUAAAGAGCCCUGAAGCAUCUACCAGGAGAGCAGCAUAUCUAAUCAUGGCUGUUAUUGUUGAAGGUUGUGGUGACUUUGUUAUGACCAGAAUGCUAUCUCAGAUGUUACACACAGUUUGUCAAGGCCUGAGCGACCCGUCUCAUAUUGUGCGCAACGCUGCCCUGUUUGCUGUAGGGCAGUUCUCUGAACAUCUACAGCCUGACAUCAGCAAGUACGCCUCCGAGUUACUGCCCAUCUUAUUUCAAUACUUAAAUAAAUCAAUGGAAGAGAUGGAGAAAAAUCCCAAAGGUGUCGUCAAAAGUCACUAUGCACUGGAAAUGUUCUGUGAAAACUUAGGUGUUGGAAUUCUCCCCUACUUGCCAGAUUUAAUGAGCUACCUACUUAAUGUUAUCAAAAAUUGUCACCUCCACAAACCCAAAGAACUCGCCAUUAGUGCAAUAGGAGCAGCAGCUAAUGCUGCCAAAGAGAAAAUGACUCCAUAUUUCAAGGAUAUUCUAGAGCUGUUCAAAGUGUAUUUGACAGGGGAAUCAACAGAAGAAGACAAUGAAGAGAUGAAAAAACUUCAGUUGGCUGCCAUAGAUACUCUGGCUGUGUUUGCUAGAAGUAUAGGGGCUGAAACGUUUCGACCUUUAGCUACUGAGUGCAUCGACCUGGGUUUUAAUUUACUGCAGUCCUCAACAGAUCCAGAUCUCAGGAGAUGUGUUUACAGUCUGUUUGCUGCCAUUUCAACUGUCAUUAAAGAAGACAUGGCUCCUUACGUGGAGAAGAUUGUCAAUGUGAUUGUUGCGUCCAUGAGAUCUACUGAAGGCGUGAAAGCUCACUACAAAAAUGAAACAGAAAUCAUCACAGUGUUUGAUGACGACGACUUGGAGGAAGAUGAGAAUCUGGAGAGUGAUGGGGAGGAUGAGAACUACCAGCUGGAAGGGAUCUCAGUUGAAAAUGCUUACCUUGAUGAGAAAGAAGAUGCUUGUUGUGCACUCGGAGAAAUAGCUUAUAAUACUGGUCGAGCCUUCAUGCCACAUCUCCAGCACUCUUUCCACGAAGUCUUGGAAAUGGUGGGUUACCCAGCUGUAGGCAUCAAGAAAAGUGCUUUCACCACUCUGUCCCAGCUGUGCCUUUGUGUGCACAGUGUACAUAAAGAAACCAACUCAGAGGAAGCUGGCACAGCACUGAAGAUGAUGAUUGUUGGAGUGGUUCCUAAAUACCUAGAAGCCAUUAGGACAGAGAUGGACCGCACUCUAGUCAUGACUGCUGUGGAUGCCCUGCAAGAGAUGCUCUUGAAGAUUGGUCAGCCAGUGUUGUCCAUUACUGGUGCUACUGAUGCCAUACUCACUGCCAUGAAAGAAAUAUUUACACACAAGGUGGCUUGCCAGGAUCAAGAAGAUGAUGAAGAUGAAAGUGAGGCUGAGUUUGACAGCAUGCUGAUUGAAUCUGCUGGGGAUGUACUUCCUGUCAUGGCAAGAAUUAUGGGAGGAGAACACUUCUUACCUUUCUUUACAUCAUUUGUCCAAGAUUUACUCAAGAGACUGAAAGUCACCUCCUCAACAGCAGAGAAGUCAUUUGCCGUGGGUACUCUGGCUGAGAUUAUAGAGGCCUGCGGUCCACCAGUGGGCUCUGCCUUUACCAGUGUACUGUACCCUGUGUUCACUCGAAUGACCAAAGAUGAGGACGAGGAGGUCCGCAGUAACUCUGUGUUUGCUCUGGGCGUGUUGGCAGUCAACGGUGGGGAGGCCAUGCUAAGCCAUUACACAGAUAUUUUGAAAACUUUAUUCUCUGUGAUGGGUACAGAGUCUAACCCCAGAGUCUUAGACAAUGUUUGUGCAGCAGUGUGUCGGAUGAUUUGGUUUAGUCAACAGAAUGUUGCUCUUACACAGGCACUUCCUGUGGUCAUGCAAUUGCUGCCCCUGAAGGAAGACCUUGAGGAGAAUGUGACUGUCUUUGGUUGUUUGACCAAGUUGUAUAGAGAUAAUGUCCCUGAGAUUAUUCCUUUCAUCCCUAAAAUUCUGGGUGUUGCAGCCAUUGUGAUGAAAACAGAGAACAUAAAAGAAGAUACUCAACUAGAGAAUGCAUGUCCACAAAGCUACGCUCAGGCUGUGAUUGUGCAGUUCAUACAGAGUGUGAAGGUUAAGUUUCCUGCCGAGUUUGACCAGGUGCGUGCCCAGUUGGAAGAAGAACUGGCCCUAGUUUUGGAUGCAUGCUUGACACUUCAGGUCAACCUGGCUCCAACGCCCUCAUGAUUUUCAAGACCCUCCUCAUUAGGCAGAGGCAUAAAAGAAAUCAGACCUGAUGUAUAAAAUUUACCCAUGAUGCAUUUCUAUAAUUUUUUUUUUAAAGAUGAUAUCUCAUUUGUCUAUAUUUUUUUUUUGAGCUGUGUCAAUCUAAGCAUGUUACUGAAGUCAAAUUUUUAUCAUUGAAAACAAAAAAUCUAAAAGAGUCAUUAUUAAUCUCAUUGUCCAAGUUUUUUGUAUCAUGUUAUGUAAACAAAAUCCAUUUCAUAUUAGAGACGUUAGCAUCCUAGAAUUGUAAUGCUAUAGAAUGUGCAAUGAUGCACAAAGAAAUGAUGAGGCUAAGACUGACCAGUGGACAAGCAAUUACACUGACCAUUAUAUACUUGCAUUCAGUGUCAGUGUGCAAUCUUGUACCAGUGAUUUUGUUUUGUUUUUUUAAUUUAUAAAGCUCUUCAUGUACAUACCACAAAUUAUUUUUUUGUUUUGUUUCCUUUUAACAAUUUUAGAAUCGGGAAGCUUUUUAUUGUUGCCAACUUGCAUAUGUACUGAUGACUAAUCGUGCAUGCUGGGAUGUUUGACACUUCCUUUGCUUUACUCAGUCCCUCUUCGUUAACUCACCAUUGUCCCCUUCCUACUUAUGUUCUCUGUUGAGGGUGUGAACUGUCUGUCGCACACAGAAAAACAAAGCUAGUCCAAGUUGAAGUCUUAUAAAAUUUUCUUGUUAAUUAAAACCUUGCUUUCAUAUAUUUUUUUUUCUCAUCUACAUUGAAAAUACAUUAAUGUAUUGUACAAAUAUAACGACUGGACACAAGGCUGAUCUAUGUAUGAACUGGGCAUACGACGGAUCUCUGUUUUGACUCCUUUUAUUUAGGCACUUGAAUCCCAGUGUAAAGCAAUCAUCGAUGUGUAAUAUUUGUAUGUUUACAUAUAAAUUAUUUCUUUACAUAUGUCAUGUAUGUGUUUCACAACAAGAAAAUAUUUAAUAUUCAUCUGAAAUUGUUAUGUUUUUAAACUGAAUGAAACUUCAGAAAAAAAAAAUAGAGAAAUAAACCACUCACUAAUGAAAGGCAAUUACUUCUAUAGAGUGUUCAUGAAUCUAAACAUUAACAAAAAUUAUUAUAUUUUUUGCUUGUAAAAACAAAACUUGAAAUAAAACAUGCUGUGGUUA
Biomphalaria glabrata is the source of this 4502-nucleotide messenger RNA. RefSeq names its product importin-4-like. The record is from RefSeq and is a predicted model, not a curated record. Bases 53 to 3343 code for a protein of 1096 amino acids. Lineage: Eukaryota; Metazoa; Mollusca; Gastropoda; Planorbidae. Gene Ontology annotation, molecular function: small GTPase binding; nuclear import signal receptor activity. Gene Ontology annotation, biological process: protein import into nucleus. The transcript is spliced from 30 exons. Gene Ontology annotation, cellular component: cytoplasm; nucleus.